Messenger RNA from Chara braunii, 2779 nucleotides. Lineage: Eukaryota; Viridiplantae; Streptophyta; Charophyceae; Charales; Characeae. The record is from the annotation of a GenBank genome assembly.
CGUUAAGAAGAAUCCGGUGGCAGUCUUGAUAGAAAAGGACUAUAGUGAAGCAUUAGAGAAGAAAAGGAAGAUAAUUAAAUGGUUAAGAAAGGCUGCAUUAAAAGGGGGAAGGAUUACCCAGAGAGGUUCAAGAUAAUGAAGGUAGGAACCGAUGACUUCCUUCUGUCGGCUGAGAGGGAUUUCAUAUGUGAAUUAUGUCAGAAGUACAGUGGUGCCUUUUCCUUUAAUGAUGAGGAGAGGGGACGACUGGACGUUGACAUGAUCAAGAUGGUUAAGAUCUGGACCGUUCCUCACACGCCUUGGAAUGAUAGACCCACUAAGUAUGCUCAAAAGGAAGAAAAGGAGGUAAUGAAGUACAUAAACCAGAAGAUUGCCUCCAACAUUGCAGAACCAGCGGAUGAUGCUUAUGCCAAUCACUGGUUUUGUUUCUGGAAGCCAGGAGGAGGUAUGCGCUGGAUACAAAACUUGCAAAAGUUGAAUUCGAUAACAGUUCGCGAUGCGGGUAGCCUACCCAACGUGGAUCUAUUGGAUGAGUCUUUUGCCGGAAGGAGCAUCUACUCCCUAAUAGACUUGUACGCUGGCUAUGACCAGUUCCCCAUAGAUCCUACUAGUCGACCUAUGACCGCCAUGCACACACCUAGGGGCCUCAUACAAAUGUGUGUGAUGCCUCAAGGGUGGACGAAUGGGGUCGCGGUCGUCCAGCGAGACAUGCUGAAAGUCAUGGAGGACAUAUGCCCGGAGGUCACGUUCCCAUACAUCGAUGACAAUCCUGUUAAAGGACCGAAGGAAAAGGAUAAGACCAUAGUGGAUGGUCGAGUUAGGCGGUUUGUGUGGGAACAUGCUCAGGGAGUGGCGAAAGUACUAGAAAGAUUGUUUAAGUACAAUCUAACAGCUAGUGGACCGAAAUCACUACUGUUCCAAAGAGAGGUAACGAUCUUGGGUUUCAGGUGCUUCCUAAAAGGGAGAAGCCCCGAUCCUAAAAAGGUUGAUAAAAUCCUGAAUUGGCCUAUGCCUCUAAGGACGGUUGGGGAAGUGAGGAGCCUCUUAGGGGUCUGCAGCUUCUGGCGGAUCUUCAUUCCCGGGUUUGUCAGGGUAGCCGAGCCCCUUAGAGAGAUGGUGCGACAAGGAGCUAGCUUAGGGUGGUCUGACCAAAGAAAGAAGGUUGCGCGGACGCUUCAAGAUAAGUUAAGAGAUGGCGGGGUCGUACUAGGAGUACCCUACUUCGACGAUGAAAGGGAGAGGCCCUUCAUCAUUGAAGCCGACGACGGCCCGAUAGCAUUAGGAGGAGUGCUUGUGCAGCGAGACGAGAAUGGUAAAGAGAGAUCACUUAGAUUUGAGAGUCGCACUCUUAACUCGGUUGAGAGAGGCUAUAUUCAGUUCAGGAAGGAGCAUCUGGCAAUCCUGCACUGUCUCAGGGUGUUUAGACACUAUAUUAUGGGACGAAGAUUCAUCUUAAGGACGGAUUCCACGGCAGUAAUUGGGGCUGUUAAGAGACAUCAGCAAGUAGAUGCUACGGUCAGUAGGUGGAUAGCUCAUAUAUUGACGUAUGAUUUUAUAUCAGAAAAGGUACCUACUGAUAAGAAUCGAGUUGAUGGGCUAGGUCGCGUGGAAUGGGGAUCGAUAGAUGAUGAAUCUCUUGAGGAGGCACCCUUCGUUGACGAAUUCCUUAUGGGGGACGAUGAUGAAGGGUUACCUCUUGCUCCCAAUUGUUAUACGACAUCAGUCAUGGCCACCAGUAGAGAAGACUGUUGGGGUGAAAAGGAAGAUCCCUACCUCCACUACCUUUUGAUUCAAGAGGAUAAGGAAGAAGGGUGGUAUGGGAUGGUAGAACAAGCCGCUAUUGCAGCUCAUGAGCUGGCUGAGAGUUCAAGGGUGGCUGAGCGUCGAUUAAACGAGAUAGAGGAUGAGUCAGAAGAUUUAGAACGGAGUAAGGACGAUGAGGGAAGGUUUAGAGCGGAAGAAUAUGAUGGAGAAUAUAAGAGGAUUGGUAUGGUAAUGAGCAGUAAUCAGUUGGACGAGUUCUACCAUGAGAGGACAAAGAGGACCUUUAGGCUACGAAGGGGUCACCUCUUUGUAGAUGCUAAGGAAGGACUACCGCCGCUGAGAGUGGUGUGUGGUAGAGAAAGGCAACUAGAGGUGAUCGCCGCUCUGCAUGAAGGUCUAGCAGGGGGUCAUAGGGGUGCUGAUGCUACGUACUAUAAAGUAUCUCGACUAUAUCACUGGGAUGGUUUGAGGGAUAUGGUUAUGAGAUAUUGUAAGUCAUGUGAAGCCUGUCAGAAAAUAUCAUCUAUGAGACUGAUUGAAUCCCUAUACCCCACUGUUCUUGUUGAGCCUGGUAGUACUGUUCACCUUGAUCUAAUUACUAUGCCACCUGGUAAGGAUGAAAUGAAAUAUAUACUAAAUAUGAGAGAUAAUAUGUCUGGUUAUGUUGAAGCAAAAGCCAUCCGUAAGAAAACAGCAAAAACAGUGGCAGAUUGGAUUGAGGAAAUCUACCUAAGGUACAUCUUCAUACGUGAGUUUGUGGCUGAUCAGGGAUCGGAAUUCAAGAACGAGAUGGUCAGAAAGCUUAUGUUUAGACUUGGAGUCAGAGUCAGAUUUGUGACACCAUAUCAUUUUCAGGCUAAUGCACCAGUGGAAAGAGGUCACAUGACUCUAAGGGAUGCUAUAUCAAAAUGGUGCCGAGGUGACUCCAGAAGCUGGCCAUCCUUCUUGAGAGCGGCUGUUUAUGCUUAAAAUGUGACUGUCAAACGGACUACAGGUUAUGCACCUGUUACACUCU